UCCCGCUAUCUUUAAUCCGGCUCAGCCAAAAGACUAGAAUGACGAACUUCCUGCCUACAUUAUCUUGUUUUCAGGGGGGUUUCACUUUAACUACUAAAAGGUAACUACGUGAUUACAAAAUAUGACAUAGAGACGAAUAGUUAGUGUCGUGAAGGAGCUAAAGGCUAAACAGUUCGUCGUGACAGUCAGCGAUGUUCUUUGUAUGCAUGUUGUCUUCCUGUGGCCAAGGACGGGGAACUGGAGAACCACAAAGAGACUGAGCCUGUGUGUUGAUCGAGUGAAGUGUCAUCCGAGCUCAAAGAGUAUAUCCCAAGCAUUAAUUCGCCGGUAUUGUCACAGUUUUUAAGGCACGUUCAAUGCAGCGGUUGUCUCUUGAGUUCGUCGAGUGGAAGCAGGCAUUCUCCAGUUGCAGUAGGUUCCCUUUAAUUUCAUCUCUUCCGGCAAAGUCACUACAGAAGGAAAAUAGGCCUGUUACUGCAAUUAACGAGAAUUUAUGGGAUCACAAGUUUCAUCUGAUGAGAUGAGCGUGCGAGCGGGGCAGGGCAGUGACGAGGUGCUGGUGUCACAGGCGGUGUGGGAUUACCUUGUAGCCGCUGGACGACCCUGGUUGGUUGACUUCCAGGACAAGCAGGGACUGAGCGCAGACAUCAUCCGGCGCGGGGAGCGUGGUGGCUGCUGUGCUGUGCGGCUCUCCCCGGUGGAGGGCAGCAGCAGGACCAGAACUGGGAUGAUGGAGGGGCCGGUUUCUCCUGUUACACGGAAAGCUUUCAUAGACUUAUGCCGCUGUGCCCGGAAGGAGAUGACCAAACAAGAGGCGGCUCCAAAAAGGAAACGUUCACUUUUACCAUGCAUGAUGGCAAAGGAACCUGAUGGGGAAGGGACGUUGUUGCCUCCGCCUCUCCCUCAUCCACGACGCUCGCAGAGGCAACAGCAGAAACACAGGAAAAGUGCAGACAUGGACACCUGUGUGGUUUUACCCAUGCAACAUGAGCCCGCAGCAAGGACCGGUGCAGAAUUAGCCAUCGGUCAUGAAGAAGAGAGCACGAUUUGCUCUAUCUGCAUGGGCGAAAUGGUGGAAAAGACAACUCUGGACAAGUGUGGCCACUCGUUCUGUCGGUGCUGUUUAGAACAGGCAUUUCAAGUCAAAAAAGCAUGUCCUGUAUGCAGGCUGGUGUAUGGCCAGCUUAUUGGUAACCAACCGGCCAGUGGAACCAUGAUGGUAGAAAGAGACCCGGAUCUGGAGUUGCCUGGCCAUGAAGGUUAUGGCUGCAUAUGCAUAAUUUACAGUUUCCCUCCCGGUUUGCAAGCGGAAGAGCAUCCAAACCCUGGGGUGAGGUAUCCAGGCACAGACCGGGUGGCAUACCUGCCAGACAGCCCUGAGGGAAACCGUGUCCUCCGUAUGCUGCGCCGGGCCUUCGAGCAGCGCCUCAUCUUCACCAUAGGCACCUCCAUGACCACCGGCAUGCAUAAUGUUAUUACCUGGAAUGAUAUCCACCACAAGACAUCCAUAUGGGGCGGACCACGAUGCUUUGGUUAUCCAGAUCCUACAUACCUUGUGCGGGUGACAGAGGAACUGCGGGAGAAAGGAAUAACAGCUGAUUGAUUUCGGUCGAGCACUUGAAAACAAACGUGUGCUUAUCUUCACAAACGCACUGUGUCGAAUCAAGCCACAGUCGUCUGCUGCAGCAUUGAUUUGUUCAGGACGCUGUUUCACAAAGUUUCCUUUAAGACUUUAUGUUUAGCUUUGUUCUUUAGUUUAACUGAGUGAAGGCAGCGUGUUUCGCAUUUUCUUUGGUACGAACCUGGGGUGCACUUAACUGAGACAGAUUGCUAAAAUGUGUAUGUUAAGAAGGUGUACAUGAUUCCUCAUCUACAGUACAAACCUCCUCUUCCCUGUUUCAGGUUAGAAUCACACGGCUGCUGGCCUUUCUCUUCUAACUCAGUUUCUUCCAUCCAAACUAUCCUUAAUAACAGCCGACGGUAACAUCUGGAUGGAGACAAAUGGCGUAGCACAGUUAAAUGGGUACAGCUGGGGCAAUCCCAUACAAGCUUUUUUUUUCUCUCUCUAUUAAUCAGCACUAAGAGGCACUUUGCAAUGGAGGUAAUCUUUUUAUUAUGAGAAUUUAAAGUGGGUUCUGCCUGAUCUUCCUGAGUGCAGGAUCUAGAGAGGUUAUUUGUGGGCCUUUCUAAUUAUAAGGUCCUGUUAAAAGAAAUAAGUCUAUUUCAGUUUGUCCUAGCUUUCAUCACUUAAAACUUCAGUUUUUUGUCUUUCACUUUAGCAUGAUGUGCAUAUUUUUGCUUUAUGUUUGUUUGGUUCAGUUUUCCCUAGUUUGUAUUUUUAGUCUGUUUACUAAUUUUUGAAGACAUCCGUUUUGGAUGUCAAAACUUCUAUUAAGUAUAUAAAAAGUGAUGUCAAAUUGAAAGGGCGCAUAAACCACUUAAACCAAACCAAAACGUAAUAGCUCAAAACUUUUGUAACCAUUGUGUUUAUGUCUCAGAUUUGGAGCAAAGCCUAGCACUGAGCUUAUUUUAAAGAAUCAGCAGAUUUGUCCAUAGAAAAUUUGCUGAAGUAGAAAAAAACUCAGUAACACAGUGAAUGAGUCUCACAAAAAUACAUCCAGGUCUCACUUAACCCUAAAAUCAAAAGAAAUAAAUGAGGAAUUACAUUUUGCAUUUAGCAAAUUUUAGCACUAUUAAGAUUUUUUUUCCCAGUGAAACAUUCUUUUCUGAUCAUAUUUUAAUGAUUCAAAUAGGUUAAAUGUUCCUCCAUAUUUCAAUAACAAUUUCUUGUCAUAUCUAUUAUUCUGAAUUAUAAAUUUUCAUUACUAUUACACAUAUACUAUAUUACAGUUAUUCACUUUUUUUAUUGAUAACACAAAUUAAAGACGUAUUUGAAAUAAUUAAAUUUCAUUUUAAAUAGAUAAAAUAUAUAUUUUUUGAAUUACAUUUAUAAUAAAUGGCACAAUGCAAAAAACACACACAGAAUAACUUUCUGUCAGCCAAAUGUAUUUAGUUUUUUUUCUUUUGAUUUCGGUUGAGAUAUGACCCAGGUUUGGUGAGAUUCAUUCAGAUAUUUUAAAUAUAUGGCAGGCUGCUUUCGUUCAUGCAGAUUUAUCAAAUUUGUUUUGUAUUUCUCUCAUUGAAAUGUUAUUGUGCCUUCUGCUAAAGGUCACAGCCCGUUAUAUCUAAUGGUACUCAUUACUCGUUGGUAUUGGUUCAACUGUGUUCUGAUCAAUUAUGAAGCAUUAACCUUAUAGCAGUCUUUAGGCUUACAGCUAAAUGCCUCAACUUUAGAAAGCGGUGAUCAGGUCUCAAAUUGUUUUGCGCAAACCAAAACAUUUACUUUGUGUUAAUAAGUUUUUUGUUUUGUUAGAGGUCGCUUAUGUUUUACAGUAUCACUAAACAGAAAACAGUAUCAGAUUUGAGUUUUGUUUUGAUACCAUAUUCUCUUACUCCAACCUUUAUGUUAUGAAGGACCAAUUGAAUCAGGAUUUGUAGGACUUAAGUGUUACUGUCAUGCAAAAUUCUAUGCACUUCAAAGUCAGAUUUAUAAAAUAGACCUCUAUAGAUGACUGAUUGUUCAAAUUAAAUAAUUUGCCUUUAUAGUUGUGUUGGUUUGUAUUACAUAAUUGAAUUGUAUGCUAGAAAUUAAAAUGUGCUUUACAUUUUCAUACUUGAAUAAAAGGAUUCUGUUCUGUUACACUA
This is a messenger RNA of Carassius auratus (goldfish), 3705 nucleotides long. RefSeq names its product probable E3 ubiquitin-protein ligase DTX3. Lineage: Eukaryota; Metazoa; Chordata; Actinopteri; Cypriniformes; Cyprinidae. The record is from RefSeq and is a predicted model, not a curated record. Bases 494 to 1603 code for a protein of 369 amino acids. Gene Ontology annotation, biological process: Notch signaling pathway; protein ubiquitination. The transcript has 5 exons.